AUGGUGAUGUUACAAAGCAGAUUAUUUAUUUGCGGUCUUUAUUCGAGGGUUAUCUGUAAGUACAAAAUUUACUGCAAUGCUCAUGCAAUUUGUUAAAUAUCCGUGAACCGUUGGAUUUAUAACAUCUUCUAACACGGCCAGAUUUAUAUCACUAUUAAACAAAGAAGACUGAAAAUGUGUGUUAUUAUGCUGCACAAGCACAGUUUAUACGUCACAAUUAUUACGUCAUGGCGUACGUUAAACGCGAAAGCUGGGUAAGAACACAACACAGAAAAGGCAAAUAUUUUGUGAAUAUGUUCACUGAUGUAGACAAUAAUUCUUGAUAACGUAUUCGAUUCGAAAUAAUAUAUCUCAAACGGUGAUUUGCUCUUGAACAAAAUCAUUGUCGUUCACAUGCUCGUGAUAUUAUUCCCUCGCACUGAGCUCCGAACAAUGAUUUUAUCCACUGACAAAUAACUGAAUGAGAUAUAUCAUUUUCUUAAAUACAAAUUUGAGACAACGCGCAGCAUCUGUAUACGUUGCAGACCAGUUUAGGUCUAACACAUGUCGCAAGAUAAUCCUUUAUUCAAUUCUUUUAUCCCACAGUUACCGCUAGUAUGGUAAAGAAACUAAAUGGGUAAUACUAACGCCAGUAAUUGUUUGAUAACAAAAGGAUGAAUUGUUAAAAAUAUUUGCAAAAUGAAGCUGUAACUUAUUAAUUUUGUAACAAUGAAUACGAUAACAGAAUAAAAAUUUAUUAGCAUCUCGGAUACACGCGAGUUCCAAAAUACGUGAAACGAAUCAUUCAGUGCAGUAAGAGAUAUUAGAAUAAUAAUGAAAAGUGUUUUUGGUAUUUUGACGGUACUAUAUUGUAUAUGUGUCUUCUAUUUACUGUUUCACAUAGACGACAGCACAUCACGUGACAAAAGGGAUGCUACACCUUCUAAAUGCACACCACGUGUUCCUCAGACAUCUCCAAGUCGUAAGUUGGUGCUGAAACCUGCCCCUGUUAUACAACAACCAAUGCAGUAUGGACCAGGUCAAAAUGGAACUCGAGUUAUUUUUGACGGUUUGUUGAGCGAAAAUGACAAGCGAUUGAUUUCAGAGCAUUACAAGAAGUAUGACUACAAUGCUUUUAUCAGUGACAUGGUCCCAGUUCCUCGAAUACUGCCUGAUUACAGACCAGACAGUUGCAGAAGGCUCAACUACCCAUCCAACCUUCCCAAAGUCAGUGUAAUAAUACCGUUCAGAAACGAGAGACUGAGUGUUCUACUGCGUACAGUGUACGGCAUAUUAUUCUACUCACCUGAAAAACUUUUAGAAGAAAUUAUCUUGAUAGAUGACGCGUCUACAGAACCCGACUUGAAACAUAAACUUGACGUUCACGUGCGAAGCCUUCCACAGGUUAUAUUGAUAAGGAAGCGGGUAAACGUCGGUUUAAUGAUGGCGAGACAGGCUGGGAUAGACAGGUGUAAGGCAAAUUAUUUUAUCUGUAUGGACAGUCACAUGGAGGUAUCACUUGGCUGGCUCGAGCCCAUUUUGAACCGACUUGUGGAGAAACCGAAAGCACUCCUGUGUUCAAAUCUUGGUGCAAUAAGCAAUGACAAUUUUAUGGUAUCACAUAAUCGCGUUCCAUUUGGGAUCGCGUUUGAUUUCCCGUUUUUCGCGUGGAACUUCGAGCAACAGCAGGCUCGUUACAGCGGUGCAUAUAAAAUGUCUCGGACUAAUCUGACAGAGCCCAUAUUGAUGGGUAGUGUCAUGGGUAUGAUGAUUUGUAUGAAGAAGUCUUGGUUCCAACAGCUUGGUGGGUUUGAUCCUGGGAUGAGAGUUUGGGGGAGUGAACAGAUCGAGCUGUCUGUCAAAGUCUGGAUGUGUGGAGGCCUGGUCGAGAUGAUACCGUGUUCUUAUGUCGCACAUAUUUACCGGAGGAUUGUGUGGAAUGUUCGGCAUGUUGGCAUGGUGAAUAAAUACCGACUUGUAGAAACAUGGGUUGAUGAACCCUACAAACAGAUAAUCUAUGAUUAUUCGCAAGAGAAACCUAGGGAAGUCAAUAUUGGUGACAUCAGUGAUAGGGUCAAGGUCAGAGAGGAAAAUCAGUGUAAAUCGUUCCAGUAUUUUCUUGAUAAAGUUCGGGAAUUCUCAGAUUUUCACAUUCCAACGGAGUCGAAGAAAAUUGCAACCCUGACAAACUUCUACAGUCAUCUGUGUUUAGAUAGAAAUGGUAACAAUGACUUCCCAAUACAAUUUCCAUGCAACGAAAGGGGCUCCGCUCAACUGUUUGAACUUACGGAGAGGUCAGAGCUUAGGCAUCUUGGUCACUGUUUAUAUAUCACCAAUAAGAACAACGUAAUGUUAAAACAUUGUGACCAUUUUUUGAACGAAAAGGAAAAAGAAUGGAGUUACAGUGAAACAGACAAGACAUUAAAACAUGAGUUAAGUGGCAACUGUUUGACAGGUGAAAGAGAAACUUCAGAUGUUACUGUUAGCCCUUGUUCUCAAUCACACUCUCAGAAAUGGAUCUGGGAACCAGUCAAGAUCAAGUGAUGAAAAUGCUUAUUUUUAGAAACCAGUAUUAUUUAAUGAUAGAGUGGCACACUGAAGAAUGAAGAUGCCGAUUUUGUAACUGAUUACUGAAGGUUUAACCAUGCAAACAAAAAACUUAAUUUAUAGAAUUUAAGGUAACUUUUUAAGAUGGAAAUACAGUAAACUAUCUAAAACAUAAAACAGAAUGAAAAUUGCUUUUAGAGCAAGUAACAAACCAAACAACUCAUAACUGUAGUAAUAUCAGAAAUAUUUGCUAGCAAUUCAUUAUCAAUAAUUUCAUGUUUUUUUAUCACUUCCCAAAUUAUACCAUACAACUUUCAUGAAAAAUGAAAAAAAUUACAGCUGAAGCUAAGAUUAAACAUCACAUUAUUCAACUGUUUUUAUACCAAAGCAAAAUUUUAAUCUGUUAAGAACUAUCUGAUAAUCACAGUAUUUCUUAUUCUCAGAGUAUGCUUGUAGCUUUUUUUUAUUAUUAAUUUGACUGUCUACUCAUGACAUGUUAUGCAGUAUUUAUUUAAUCAAUUACAUUUUAAAGUAACUGACUUUAUAAAUGCAAUGUUUAGACUAUUACUAUCAUGUUUGAUGGCAUGACAGUGAAAGA
Messenger RNA from Mercenaria mercenaria, 3124 nucleotides. Its product is annotated as polypeptide N-acetylgalactosaminyltransferase 13-like. Gene Ontology annotation, cellular component: Golgi apparatus. Lineage: Eukaryota; Metazoa; Mollusca; Bivalvia; Venerida; Veneridae. The record is from RefSeq and is a predicted model, not a curated record. Bases 814 to 2523 code for a protein of 569 amino acids. The transcript has 3 exons.